Molecule: messenger RNA, 2943 nt
Organism: Carassius gibelio (silver crucian carp)
Lineage: Eukaryota; Metazoa; Chordata; Actinopteri; Cypriniformes; Cyprinidae
Product: abl interactor 1
Exons: 12
Coding region: 116-1672 (518 amino acids)
Cellular component (GO): intracellular anatomical structure; lamellipodium
Molecular function (GO): SH3 domain binding
Source: RefSeq, a predicted model, not a curated record
AAGAUUCGACUCAAAGGAACGAUUCCGACAUCACUGAUCUCUGGCUGAGCUUGAGCUCUCUCAAUCAAAUCCCAGAGACGAGGAGUAGGAAGCUCUGUGGAGACAGACAUGUAAGAUGGCAGAGCUGCAGAUGUUACUAGAGGAAGAAAUCCCCGCCGGUAAACUAGCUCUCGUGGAGAGUUACCAGAACCUCACGAGGGUCGCGGACUACUGUGAGAAUAAUUAUGUUCAGGCACAGGAUAAGAGGAAAGCAUUGGAGGAGACCAAAGCCUACACCACCCAGUCCCUGGCAAGUGUGGCCUAUCAGAUCAAUGCCUUAGCCAACAAUGUCCUGCAGCUGUUGGAUAUCCAGGCCUCGCAGCUGCGCAGGAUGGAGUCCUCCAUUAACAACAUAUCUCAGACGGUAGACAUCCAUAAGGAGAAGGUUGCCCGACGAGAGAUUGGCAUCCUGACAACGAAUAAGAACACAUCAAGGACUCAUAAGAUCAUCGCUCCGGCCAACCUAGAGCGGCCGGUGAGGUACAUCAGGAAGCCCCUCGACUUCACCGUACUGGAUGAUGUGGGGCAUGGAGUGAAGUGGCUUAAAGCCAAGCAACACGGCAACAAUCAGUCAGUCAGAGGAGGAACUCUCUCCAGGACCAAUCCCCCAACACAGAAACCUCCCAGCCCACCCUUGGCAGGACGAGGCACUCUUGGGCGUAACAAUCCUUAUAAAACGCUUGAGCCGGUGAAACCUCCAACAGUGCCCAACGACUACAUGACGAGUCCAGGUCGCUUGGGCAGCCAACACAGUCCAGGACGCACCGCGUCUCUAAACCAGCGGCCGAGAACCCACAGUGGCAGCAGCGGGGGCAGCGGCAGUCGAGAGAACAGUGGCGGCAGCAGCAUUGGCAUUCCCAUCGUCGUGCCGACUCCCUCCAUUCCCAACUCAGUCCCAGUCACACCCUCAUGGGCAGCUCCACCCCCAGCCCCCCCUCCUCCACCCCCCCUCUUCAGCCAGGGCCCACCAAUGCCAGCCGCUGCUAUAGCUGUGGCUGCGGGGCCAGGUCUGGGGCCCAUCCCCAUGUCGCAGUUCGGCACCAUAUCUCGGCAGAUCUCCCGACACGGCUCCAGCACCUCCUCCGUGUCCAUGGUGUCUGCCACGGGCACAUACCGCCGAGCGCCGUCCGUCUCGUCCCAGUUCUCCCUGCAGCAGCCGCACAUUAACGGGGGAACCAACGCAAUGUCUAUGGGCCCCCCUCCUCCCCCCAUGCCUCAGCUCACCCCACAGAUCCCUCUCACAGGGUUUGUGGCCCGAGUACAGGAAAACAUUGCAGAUACCCCGACUCCUCCCCCUCCUCCUCCCCCUGAUGACAUGCCCAUGUUUGACGAGGCUCCGCCUCCACCACCGCCUCCACCAAUCGACUAUGAAGAUGAAGAGGCAGCUGUAGUGCAGUACAGUGACCCCUAUGCAGAUGGAGACCCUCAGUGGGCCCCCAAGUCCUACAUUGAGAAGGUGGUUGCCAUCUACGACUACAGCAAGGAUAAGGAUGAUGAACUGAGCUUCAUGGAAGGAGCCAUUAUCUACAUCAUCAAGAAGAAUGACGACGGCUGGUUCGAGGGCACCUGCAGCGGCGUCACUGGGCUGUUUCCCGGAAACUACGUGGAGUCCAUCAUGCACUACGCCGACUGAAGAGAGCGGACCUAAAAUCAUUCAUACCCAACCAAUCAGAUCUGGACCACAGAACAAACCGUGUACAAGCACUAAAUGUUUGUUCCUCACACAUGGCGAAUCAUGAAAACUGAUGAACUUUUACUUUCUGGUGAUGGGUGGAUGUGGGGAAACGGAACGAGCAGCGAUUCAGAGGACGUCAGUGUACAUCAGCCUGUGGGUGUCUGUAGUGAAUGUCAAUCACAGGAUCUUCUAAACAACACAACUAAAGCUUGACCAUUUAUUUGAUUUCCUUUACUACUUCUCUCCAUAGACAUUUUUUUGGAUGCAAAAAAAAAUCCUCCUAUUAUAAACUAAUUAAUUUUAGUGUUUUAUCUUAAAGCACCACGUCAUUGCCCCAAAUGUAUCAAAAUAUUGACGUAAAGCAUGCAUACAAAAUUAAACAAUUUAUUAUAACCUAAACAUUAAAUUCCGUUCUGCUUUCAUAUUUGUAUAAUAUACAACACACAUUUUUAUAUAUAGGCAUUUGUAGACUAAUUUUUAUGCUCUAUUUUUUUUUUUUUAAUUGAUAUAAAAUACUUUUUUGGUGGGGGGUGGAGGGGGGUGGGGUAAUGAAUGCAAAGCACAGAUUGUUUUUUUGUUUUUUUUAUCAAUUUUUAUAUAUUUUUUAGUUAAUGCCACAAUAAGUAAAGUAUUUGCUACAAUGAACAAACAUGAAUUCUGUUUAGAUAGAUUCAAUAUUUAGUCUGUAAUGUAUCUAAAGGUCUCUAAUCAAUACACAUCACAAAUCUUGCAAUGCUGGACUUUUUUUUUUUUUUCGUGCCAUGGUCCUGUAACAAGUAAUUGCUGCAUGAUUUCACAGUAUCAAUAGUAUCACAGUAUUUUACCAAUACUGUGUUUGGUGCAUUAUACAAUGAACUGAGAAGUAUCAGAGUCACAGUCUUGAGAUCUGAACUGGUCUGGUUACUCUACUCAGGUCUGGCAUUAAUUCCUCCUUUUAAAAUGUGUUUUUUUUUUUUUUUCUCCAUUCUUUGAGCUGUUUUAGGGGUCAUACAGUCUAAGAACCGAUUACAGAGAUUUCAUUAAACUAUGUCUGACCCGUCAAGUCAUUUCAGGUGUUUAAAGCUAAUGCCUUGAUUCUUUUUUUUUUUUUUUUGGUCAUAAUGAAACAUUUGAAGUUUUCCAACUUAUUUCCAUCUGUGCUGAAGAUCAUCUCAGCUCAGAAUGUGUAUUUAUAAUGUUAAUUGAAAUUUAAUUGUACAGUCUUUUAUAAUAAAUCAUUCUAUGUAAAA